Molecule: messenger RNA, 1242 nt
Organism: Trifolium pratense (red clover)
Lineage: Eukaryota; Viridiplantae; Streptophyta; Magnoliopsida; Fabales; Fabaceae
Product: protein transport protein SEC31 homolog B-like
Exons: 5
Coding region: 135-884 (249 amino acids)
Biological process (GO): intracellular protein transport; COPII-coated vesicle cargo loading; endoplasmic reticulum to Golgi vesicle-mediated transport
Cellular component (GO): endoplasmic reticulum exit site; COPII vesicle coat
Molecular function (GO): structural molecule activity
Source: RefSeq, a predicted model, not a curated record
GUUUAUGUGCAUAACAACAUGGUCACUGAAGACGGUCUGUUGAGUCGUUCAUCUGAAUUUGAAGCUGCAAUACAGAAUGGGGAAAGAACUUUAUUAAGGGUUUUAUGUGAUAAAAAGACUCAGAAAUCAGAAUAAUGCAAAUGGUUCAGAGAAAAUCGAAGAUGAUGAUGUGGAAGUGGAAGAGAGCAGUGAUCCUUCAUUUGAUGACAGUGUUCACUGUUCAGCGUGCUUUAGUUGUUGGGGACAACAAGAGGGCAGUUUCUCAAUGCAUAUCUGCAAAUAAAUGGGCUGAUGCUUUAGUUAUUGCUCACGUGGGUACUACCUCCUUGUGGGAAAGUACAUGGGAUCAAUACCUUAAGAAGAACCGAUCACCAUACUUAAAGGUUGUUUCAGCGAUGGUGAGCAAUGAUCUCUUAAGCCUUGUGAACACCAGGCCUCUAAAAUUCUGGAAAGAAACCCUUGCUCUUUUUGCUCAGAGAGAUGAAUGGACUAUGCUCUGCGACACACUUGCUUCAAAACUCAUGGGGGAUGGCAAUACAUUAGCUGCUACUCUUUGUUUUAUAUGUGCUGGAAAUAUUGAUAAAACAUUUGAAAUUUGGUCAAGGAGCUGCAACUCUUUGAAAUUUCUUCAGGAUUUGAUGGAAAAAACUAUUGUUCUUGCCUUGGCAACUGGGCAGAAGCGCUUUAGUGCCUCUCUGUGCAAGCUUGUUGAGAAAUAUGCUGAAAUCUUAGCAAGUCAAGGGUUGCUGACCACAGCAAUGGAGUAUCUAAAACUUUUGGGUUCUGAAGAACUUUCGACAGAACUUGUGAUAUUGAAGGACCUAAUUGCACUGUCUACGGAGCCUGGUAAACUUUUUCUUGGAUUUCUAUAUGGCAUGGUUUAAAAAAUAGAGGAAAAUGAUUAUUCAAGAACAUUCAAUUUUAUGCUUGAAAAACGGUCGAACCUUACCCAUUUUUCUCAUUCUUGAUUAUUUAAGAACAUUGAAUCUUCUGUUUGAGAAUAAAUUGAACCUUCAAUUUUGUUAAUCAAAAUUUAAAAGGGUGUUAAAAAUGGGGUGGAGUAUAUUGCUCUAGUAACCCCAAAUUUGACCGUUGGAAUCGAUGAAUAUCCGUUGUUUUAUAAAUUUUAACGGAUGGAUCAUAGAUAUGCCUCAAUGACCAUAUAGUAAAAUGUUGGAUGAACUUAAUGACCCUAGUCCCUGAAUGUGAAAGCUAGUUGUUGCCUUAAUUGCUACUCAAACA